UGCAACUUGAUGGCAGCGCCACAGAAAUAUAGCCCCAUUGGCGCUUUUGUGGCUUCUUCCUGUGAUAUUUAAGCAUCUGGGUCGGCUUGCGGGUGUAUUGUCUCCGCGGAUUUUGGUUUGUUUUUGGUUUUCAUGUUGGAUGUUGUUGGUUGCUUGUCUUCGGCGGGAAGCGAUAGUGUGACCAGCACGAACGCUUUACGACGCACUUUUGCACUUUUAUGCCUUUCAGCGCAACUAUCCACACUAAUAGAAACAACAAAUAGUCGAUCACGUUUUUCUAACUCGGUUUCCCAUUUUUUUCGUUCUGCUUUGCUCGUAAAGUCAUGACAUCCAUGCGGCCCCACACACUUAAAGGCCCGGGCAACACACUGGCGCGUCGCGAUCCCGUUGAUCAAUAUUUGGCGAACCAACAUUUGUAUCGCAAGCUAAUGGUUAGGAGUGACAGCAGCUUGUUCCAAGUCGUGGCCGAGCAGAUGUAUGAUACACAGAAUCUUCACUACGAGGUGCGAAUGGACUGUGUACGCUUUAUCAUGGACAAGCGUCGCCUAUUCAGGAGAAACAUAACGGGCAAUUUCAACGACUAUCUGUCGAAGUUAGAGAAGCCGAAUACUCGGGGGACGAUGAUAGAACUACGCGCCCUAUGCCUUAUGUACGGCCGGAAUGCGAUUGUGCAUGAGCCAAUGAGACUGGGCACGCCAGUGACGUUUAGCGAUAAAUACAAGAAGAAUUUUAGUGUUUUCAUCGACCAGUAUGGCAAUUUCGAUGCUGUAUACACGAUGGGACACAUUGAGGAGGCAGCCAUUUGCCAAUCCAUCACAUUUAAGAUGCUUUACCAGAUGUGUUUCAAGCUGCCGGAUGUGAGCCUGGCAGCUGAGAAGAUGCUGAAUCCGGACACAUUCUACGAAGGCACUACGCUGGAGUAUAGUCAAAAUGGUACAGUUGUCCGCAUUUUAUGCAGAAAUGGACGCAGCUUCGACGUGGACUCGCCAGAGCUCACCAGCUGCCUAUUGAAAGACAAACAGCUCUGCGACUUCCACAAUCGAGUACGUUGGCGAGAGUAUGUGCAGAGAUUCGGACGAGUGCCAUUGUCGUGCACGCUGAAAUGUGUAGAUGACAACAUCGUGCCAUUUUCGUAUUCCGUUGCCAAGUCCCUAGACCCGAAUAUCUAUCGAAAUGUGGAGCUCAGCUCUUUUCUUGUGAUGAAAAAAGAGGCGAAGAAGUUCCAGCUAUGUAUCAGGGACGAUUUCAACGCUGGUGCCCAUUGUCUGGUGCAGCGACACAAAUGGCUAGGGCAUAUGAAAAAGGGUUUUAUACUAAAAAUAGACUGGAAAACAAGUACAUUCACUGUUUAUCUUGAGGAAACGGGCACAGUAUUGCAGGUGCCUCCGAAUGCAGUGCAUCCGCUGCGACCAAUUUACAACAAAUGAAAUUACCUCGGAUCAGUGCAAUGACAGAAUUCUAAACUCGGCUCUUGAAUUUGCUGAACUGAAGAAUUUUUUGCAGUCACACGAGUCACCCGAGAUUGUAAGCGUCUAAACCUUUUUUCAAUCAUAGAAUUUAAGUCCUUCAGUCGCUUUUCGGUUGUAGAACUUUCUGAACUUUAAAGUUAUAUAUUAGUCUGAUAUAUUCUUACAGUAAACCAAAUUCAAAUACGUUCCUGAAUAUAACUA
Messenger RNA from Drosophila pseudoobscura, 1670 nucleotides. RefSeq names its product protein ovarian tumor locus. The transcript has 3 exons. The record is from RefSeq and is a predicted model, not a curated record. NCBI's taxonomy places the organism in Eukaryota, Metazoa, Arthropoda, Insecta, Diptera, Drosophilidae. The coding region runs from base 324 to 1427 and encodes 367 amino acids.